Manihot esculenta (cassava) is the source of this 759-nucleotide messenger RNA. Its product is annotated as GDSL esterase/lipase At4g18970. Lineage: Eukaryota; Viridiplantae; Streptophyta; Magnoliopsida; Malpighiales; Euphorbiaceae. The coding region runs from base 1 to 759 and encodes 252 amino acids. The record is from RefSeq and is a predicted model, not a curated record. Gene Ontology annotation, molecular function: hydrolase activity, acting on ester bonds. The transcript has 4 exons.
AUGGCUGGUCGGAGGACAAAGCUGCAUUUGCUGGGCAUUUUUCUGUUGACGUUAGCAAGCUUGAAACAACAUUGUGUUGAUGGAGAAUCAAAAGUGCCUUGUUAUUUCAUUUUUGGAGACUCCUUGGUGGAUAGUGGAAAUAAUAACAAUCUACCGACCCUCGCUAAAGUAAAUUACUUGCCGUACGGGAUUGACUUCCCGGAGGGUCCAACCGGAAGGUUUUGCAAUGGUCGAACUGCUGAUGUGAUUGAUCGAGGAACAAAACUCACAGAUACUGAAUUCAUCUCUGCUAUUAGAGAUUUACAAUCAUCAACAAGGGACCCAAAACUAGAAAAAUCAGAAAUUGAAGAAGAAAGCAAAGCCUUCACUACCAAUUUGUAUAAAUCUGGAGCAAGAAAGGUGGCCUUGAGUGGAAUUGGUCCUAUAGGCUGCACACCAGGAGCUGUUGCUUCCUCAGACACAAAUGGGUCCUUAUGCGUGGACUGGAUGAACAAGGCAAUAAAUCUCUUCAACAACCGGCUUGAACUACUCGUAAAUCAGCUCAACAGCGAGCUGAUUGGGGCACAAUUUAUCUACUUGAACACUUAUGGAAUCGUGUCAGAAUAUAUCGCUUCUCCUGCUUCACAGAUUAAAAUAGACGGGUGCUGUAAGGUAAAUGUGUCUGCUCUCCAUGUGAAGAUAGGAAUUUGCACUUCUUCUGGGAUGCUUUUCACCCAAGUGAAAUUGCAAACAAGGUCAUUGGAGGACUAUCGUAUAUAG